Messenger RNA from Phodopus roborovskii (desert hamster), 5270 nucleotides. RefSeq names its product gamma-glutamyl carboxylase (gene Ggcx). Gene Ontology annotation, biological process: peptidyl-glutamic acid carboxylation. Gene Ontology annotation, molecular function: vitamin binding; gamma-glutamyl carboxylase activity. NCBI's taxonomy places the organism in Eukaryota, Metazoa, Chordata, Mammalia, Rodentia, Cricetidae. The transcript has 14 exons. Bases 47 to 2224 code for a protein of 725 amino acids. The record is from RefSeq and is a predicted model, not a curated record.
GAAAAGCAAGUCUGCACGGCCGUCAGGGCUCAGGCAGGGCAGCCGCAUGGAGAAACUUUUGGGGUUUGAAUGGACAGAUUUAUCUAGCUGGCAGAGUGUCGUGACCCUACUUAACCGACCGACGGACCCUGCAAACCUGGCAGUCUUUCGUUUUCUCUUUGCAUUCUUGAUGCUACUGGACAUUCCCCAGGAACGGGGCCUUAGCUCCCUGGACCGAAAAUACUUGGACGGGCUGGAUGUGUGCCGCUUCCCCUUGCUGGAUGCCUUGGGCCCACUGCCACUUGACUGGAUGUAUCUUGUCUACACCAUCAUGUUCCUGGGGGCACUGGGCAUGAUGCUGGGCCUGUGCUACCGGCUGAGCUGUGUCUUAUUCCUGCUACCAUACUGGUACGUGUUUCUCCUGGACAAGACAUCGUGGAACAACCAUUCCUAUCUGUAUGGUUUGUUGGCCUUUCAGUUGACAUUCAUGGAUGCAAACCGAUACUGGUCUGUGGAUGGCCUGCUAAAUGCUCAAAAGAAAAAUGCCCACGUGCCCCUGUGGAAUUACACAGUCCUGAGAGGUCAGAUCUUCAUUGUGUAUCUCAUUGCCGGUGUGAAAAAGCUGGAUGCAGACUGGGUCGAGGGCUACUCCAUGGAGCACUUGUCACGUCAUUGGCUGUUCAGCCCCUUCAAGCUGGUGCUGUCUGAGGAGCUAACAAGCCUGCUGGUGGUGCACUGGUGUGGCCUUCUCCUCGACCUCUCAGCUGGCUUCCUGCUUUUUUUUGAUGCCUCGAGAUCCAUUGGCCUCUUCUUCGUGUCCUACUUUCACUGCAUGAAUUCCCAGCUCUUCAGCAUAGGUAUGUUUCCUUAUGUCAUGCUGGCCAGCAGCCCCCUCUUCUGCUCAGCGGAAUGGCCUCGGAAGCUGGUAGCCCGAUGCCCCAGAAGGCUGCAAGAGCUGCUGCCCACCAGAGAUGCUCCUCGGCCCAGUGCUUCCUGCGUGUAUAAGAGGGCCCGGGCCAGAGCGGGCCAAAGGUUGGGGCUGCGCCACCAGCUGGGCGCAGUCUUCACCGUGCUCUACCUUCUGGAGCAGCUCUUCCUGCCCUACUCCCAUUUCCUCACCCAGGGUUACAACAACUGGACAAACGGACUGUAUGGCUAUUCCUGGGACAUGAUGGUACAUUCCCGCUCCCACCAGCAUGUAAAGAUCACCUACCGUGAUGGCCUCACUGGCGAGCUUGGCUACCUUAACCCUGGGGUAUUCACACAGAGCCGGCGAUGGAAGGAUCAUGCAGACAUGCUGAAGCAAUAUGCCACUUGCCUGAGCCUCCUGCUUCCCAAGUACAAUGUCACUGAGCCCCAGAUCUACUUUGAUAUUUGGGUCUCCAUCAAUGACCGCUUCCAGCAGAGGCUUUUUGACCCUCGUGUGGACAUCGUGCGGGCUGCCUGGUCCCCCUUCCAGCGCACGCCUUGGGUGCAGCCACUCUUGAUGGACUUGUCCCCCUGGAGGACCAAGUUGCAGGACAUUAAGAGCAGUCUGGACAACCACACCGAGGUGGUCUUCAUUGCAGAUUUCCCGGGGCUUCACCUGGAGAAUUUUGUGAGUGAAGACCUGGGCAAUACUAGCAUCCAGCUGCUGCAGGGAGAGGUCACUGUGGAAUUGGUGGCAGAACAGAAAAAUCAGACUCUUCAGGAGGGAGAAAAAAUGCAGCUGCCUGCUGGAGAGUACCAUAAAGUCUACACUACAUCAUCUAGUCCUUCCUGCUAUAUGUAUGUCUAUGUCAACACUACAGAGGUCGCGUUGGAGCAAGACCUGGCCUAUCUGCAAGAGCUGAAGGAGAAGGUGGAGAACGGAAGUGAAACGGGGCCCCUGCCUCCAGAACUUCAGCCUCUUUUGGACGGGGAAGUAAAAGGGGGCCCUGAGCUAACACCUCUGGUCCAGACCUUUCUAAGACGGCAGCGGAAACUCCAAGAGAUUGAACGCAGGCGAAAUAGCCCUUUCCAUGAGCGACUCCUCCGCUUCUUGAUGCGGAAGCUCUACGUCUUCCGUCGUAGCUUCCUGAUGACUCGAAUUUCACUCCGAAACCUGCUAUUAGGCCGCCCUUCCCUCGAGCAGCUAGCCCAAGAAGUGACAUAUGCAAACCUGCGGCCGUUUGAACCAGUUGAUGAGUUGAGUGCUGUGGACACCGUCUCUUCAAACCCCAACCCUCCAGAGCCAGAUUCUGAGCAUGCUCACUCUGAGUUCUAAGAGGUCAGCGCCUCUGUGCAGAUGUGGAGGCAGCCUGCUACAGGCUCACUGUCUAUGCAAAGGAUAUUUAUUGGAGAAAAAAAACUAUUUUGAGACAAGCUUUCACAGUACAGCCCAGCCUGGCCUCAAACUCAUGGUAGUCCCUCGACUUCAGCCUGAGUGUUUUAUGGUUACAUGUGUAUCACCAAACCUAAGUUUUUUUUUCCACCCUUGUUUCCCCUCCUUAUAAGUUCUUUAUGAUAGUUUACAGAAUCCAAGGCAACAGAAAUUUGAAUCCCAAGCUUUUUUUAUUUAAGCAACAUGAACUCAUCUUACAGUAAAGCAAUAAUUUUUCCCCCUCAAGUCAGGGUAUCUCUGUCGCCCUGGCUGUCUUGGAACUCUCUGUAGACCAGGCUGGGGGUCCAACUCAAGACAUUCAUCUGCCUCUGCCUCCCAAGUGCUGGGAUUAAAAGUGUGCUCAUCCCUGCUUGCUUUUUAUAAAAGUAAUUUUUAAGCUGUUUAGGAAAAGUAAUUUACCACAAUGAAAGCAUGUGUUUGCUGUCUGAAGCAGUGUACCAGAAUUAUACUUAUUUGUCUUUGAAGAAAGGAAAUUUGGUAAAAUUUACCCAAGGCACCCAGAAGUUGUUGACAAUUUGAAUUGAAAUCUGUUGGAGCAAGGUCUUAUUUGCUGCUGCUUAGUAAUUUUCAGAACCACUGACAGUAAAAUAUACUGAAGCAGUGCAUUAUAACUUGUGUGAAUUCCAAGUGAUUAGGAUGGCCAAGUACUAAAUGCACAAAGGAAUUGUAUAUUUAUAAUUCCUUUUUGUAACCAACAAAUUUUUCAGUAGCAAUGGUUUCAGAAUAGCACUACUAAAUAGGGAAACUAGAUGGCUGGCUCUAGUAUAAAUCAGCUUAGCGAAUGGCAGUUUUCUAAGCCAUGACUGAGUCAUAAGCCUUGAGGUUUUCCUUUUCCUUGCAUUUAUCAAGCCCCAUUAUGUCUAUUUCCUAUUCAUCCUAUUUUUAUCUUUAUUGACCUAUUCCUUCACCCUUUGCAGUGGGAGGGCCCACUACCUUUUUUUGCACAGGUUGGGCCCAAGUCCCACUUGAUGCAUACAAAUCAUUGUAUUAGGACACUGGUGGCUAUGCACAGGGAGCUCUGAUUAUUUCCUAACAGGAAAAACACGUUUGCAUUCCUUUUUAUAAUCUUUCUUUUAAACACACACUACAGAUAUACCUUAGCACUUUUUCCAAGUUCAGCUGUUUCCUUGUUCCCUUAGCCUGCCACCCUUGUCUACCAAGACAAAACGUUUUUACUAGGGAGUGGGAGGGGUUAUUUUUCAAACAUGUGCUAGGAAAUGAACCCAGGUUUCAUGCAAAGUACAUGCAAAGUUUGUACAGAAAUGCUGUUCCCAUGCUAAUUUACUACCAGACUUUUUCCUCAAGAAAAAUGUUGGGGUGAAUUAAAUAUAGAAGAGGGCAUUACUAGUUAAGCUGCUUGUGGCUCACUUGAUAGAGGCUUAAGUCCUGGGUUUGAUCCUCAGUACCAUGUAAGUGGGUUUCUAUAGUGUGCAUCUGUAGUAUCAGCAGAAAGAUCAGUUUAAAGCCACCCUGGUAUAGGUGAGACCCUUUCUGGUUAAGGUUGUAUUAGUAUUCCCAAGUUUGUUCUCUCAGAUACUAGGAUUCCAAGUAAGAGUCACACAGGGGUUUUCUAGGCUCUUUGAAAUCACUAACCCUUUAUCAGACAAUACAGUGAAUUUUCUAUUUGCCAUAAAUUAAAAUUACUUUUUACUGUUUCAAUAAACUGUACUCUAUGACUUCCUGCCACCACAGAAAUCUCAAGCUGCCUUAAGUCCCAGGUGUUACAGGUUCCUGACUCUGCCAUUGCAGAGGCAUACGAGUUCUGGCUUCUGCUUAUCAGGGGGGAAUUAAUGUAACCUGCAGAGCGUAGUAAACAAAGUGCUGAAUGAACCCCAGGCCUUCGAAUGGCACUUGUGAAUUAAAAUGCUCCUACAUGUUGUCCUCACCACGUACCACACAUAGCAUUAAGUCAGGCUUUCUAAAUUAUCAUUCCAAACUUUCAGCAUGGCUCAAAACUUUAGUGGCAAAUGCAGUAAGGGGGAGCAUGUAGAUUUACCUUGAAGAGCAACAAAUGGACAAAGUUUGGGUAGAACCUAGCAUUUUAUUUAGAUCUUCAUUUAACUGUUGGAAUUGAGAACCAGACAUACGUAAUAAACCUCCAAAAAUAGAUCCUGAAAGGCACUUUCUUGCUUAGGGCAAGCAGUCAUGGAAUAAGCAUGUAAACAAGCUGGCUUCUCUGUACCACACCAGCCAAGUCCGCUUUCUCCAUGGCCAGCUGCACCAGCUCUGCCCUCCCUUCUGUUAACACCAGCCAGACCCCCUGUAGGUCUAACCCAAGGUUUUUCUGUAGGACACCUUGGCCUACCUGGGAAUGCUGGAAACAUGUUAAAGGAAUCAUGGUGUUGAGGAAAAAAAAAAAAAAAAAAAAUCUUUUAAAAGCUGCCAUCUGAGGUGAUGGCUUCUCUGUACUUACGCCAUACCCCAGAAUACAAUAAAUAAGCAAUUAGAAAAUGUUCAAGUAUGAAGGGAUUUCCUCCUCCCCGCCAAAAGCACUGCUCUCUGAAGGAAGCUGGUUUCUCUGUAGCUACACCAGCUGUUCAGAAAGCUCAUUGGACCUGGUUUUGAAAAUAAAACAAAGUUAAAACCCUGGGAGGAGCUAUUGUGCAGUGUGGAGUACUGUCUUUCUUAUAAAGAAAAAAAAAGUUACCUGGUACCAAAGUGUGCAACCUACAGACCCUCAGGUACUGCCCUGUGACUUCUCUGUAUGACAUCACAAGGGUGCCAAGUGCCUGUUUUUCUAGAAAUUGGUGAGGUUUGGCUAGUGCUGAAACCAUGCAUAGGAUUGGUUUACUAAAUAAAACCUUAUUACGUACGUCCUCCAAAGACAGCUGAAAAGUGGAGAGAUUUUGAUUUGGUGCUGUUUAAGAGGUGGCAAUUAAUAGCAUAAGCACCAGGGAGAUGGUUUAAUUGUAACUGCCUUUUUUUUUUU